AUGAGUGGGGCAACAUCAUCAUCCUGGGAAGAUUUAAGAAAGCAGGCACGACAUCUAGAGAAUGAUAUUGAUAUGAAAUUAGUAGCAUUUAGUAAAUUAGGUGUUACUUCUGGUUCAUCGAGUCUUUCAUCUGAGACUGUACCACUUAUAAACAGUGAUGACAUGUUUGAUACCAUGUCUAUGGAGCUCCAACAACUGCUUAAUAAGUUGUCAGCUAUUAACGACAAAAUGGCGGAUUUAGCACCAAAUGGAGCCGCAUCAAUGCACACCAUAAAGAGACACAGAGAAAUAUUAAUGGAUUAUCAACAAGAGUUCUCAAAAACUUCAGCGCGAGUUAGUGCUCGACGGGAGCGCGAGGAGUUACUACGUGGCGGCAGUCCUCCCCCGGCCGCGGCGGCUGGCCUCAGCAGACGAGACCAAUAUGCCAAGGAAGCUAAUCAUUUGCACAGCUCACACAUGCUGGUGGACGAACAGAUAAACAUUGCGAUGGAGGCGCGGGAGCAUCUCUCCUCACAGCGUCAAACGUUCAAACGGAUGCAGACUAGGUUUAACGACAUUGCUAACAGGUUCCCAAUGCUGAACAGUCUUAUCUACAGAAUAAAUUCCAGAAAACGACGCGACUCCCUUAUCCUCGGUCUAGUUGUUGCUGUAUGUACAUUCCUGUUACUGUGCUACGCCUUCCAUUGA
Messenger RNA from Parnassius mnemosyne (clouded apollo), 687 nucleotides. Lineage: Eukaryota; Metazoa; Arthropoda; Insecta; Lepidoptera; Papilionidae. The record is from the annotation of a GenBank genome assembly.